UCAAUAACCAAGAGGAACUCUGGUUCCGCCCAACGUCUCAAUCCCGUCGGGCGAAGAUUCGUGCAAGACGAGGCGAAGGAUAUUCGGUGCAAGCCGCAAGUUGGAGAUUUUUGGCCGAGUGCCCGCCAUCCAUUGAUUAUGCGAUUGUUGUUCCGGGCCAUCCUCUGUCUCACCCUCAUUACCGCGGCCCAACUUGUGACCAGACCCGCCAGAUCUUUGUCGUUUCGGAAGGGCAGCUCCUUUUUUUACAGGGUGAACUUCAAGAUCACGAUGUUCCCUUACACGACCAUCUUCUCGCACGCGGCUGGUUUCAAGCUGGUGUGGCUACUUCCAAGCGGGUCCGAGAUUACCAGGCUCGUCAGGUCCGUCGACGACGUUCACCAGGCCGCCGAGAUCGUAUACGAGAGCCACGGAUUCGACGGGAGAUCGUGCCUGUUGAAGAACAUCUGUCAAGCGAUGGAGUACGUGAGCCGGAGGGACGGAGUGAUCGCGAAGAUAUUGAAAUUGUUGGCCGGAUCGUACAACGGUACCGCGGAUAAUCCUGUUUACUGCGACGUCCACGUCAGACGUUGCCUCCUCGACUUGAUCGGCGUCGACUAUUUCACGGGCCGAUGAAUCGGCGAAACGCUGUCUGAACGCUGGUUGACAAAUAUCCGAUAUUCCGGAUAUUUUUCAUCCACGAAAUUAUUAACUUCGAUUAAAUUAAUAAAAUUUCAUUCUCGGUACAGAGAUUUGACAGGAAUCAAUCGAUUAAUUGACAUUUAUCCAAAUAUAUAUAUAUAACACCUCUUCCUGUUAAUCAGGCGAUCCUGGAUGGGAUGGUUCCAUGGCAAACCUAUCCCCGUCCGAACGGAGAGAGUAAAAGUAAAAGUACAACCGAACCGUGAAAUUUUCUUAUUUCUCUGGAUACCGUCUGAGGGGAGGGCGAAAAGGGUGGUGUCCACAUUCCUCCGUGGACAAGAACGGUCGUAUAAUUGCAUCCGUGUCGAGGGUGGGGAGCGGCAGCGACGCGUUAACGAAAAGCAUUAAUUUAGAACUGUCCUGCGGUUUUCUUCCCCCUUCCGUGGGGAGGGGAAGGAGGCGGAGGAGAAGGUGUGCGUGGGCGCAACUCCCAUAUGCAAUUAACAGCAGCUCGUUCCGCCGCUAUGACCCGCGAAAUGAGGAAAUAAGUGUCGCCCCGGUGAAAAAGGGCACUUCUCCUCCCUCUCCUCCACGUCGUCCAGUUUUUCGAGAGAGAGAAAGAGAGAGAGAGAGAGAGCAAGCAUUCUGGAAGACAGUGUGAAUUAAUAUAAACGCGCAUUUAAAAGUACAAUGAGCCACCUUUCGUGUCUCUCUCUUUCCUCUCUAUCUCUCUCUCUCUCUCUCUUCUCUUACACAUCAUAUUUCAAGCAAUCCUCGCCUGUCUUGGUUCCGAUCGUCCUCGCCAUC
Apis laboriosa (Himalayan honeybee) is the source of this 1428-nucleotide messenger RNA. RefSeq lists its product as uncharacterized. Lineage: Eukaryota; Metazoa; Arthropoda; Insecta; Hymenoptera; Apidae. The record is from RefSeq and is a predicted model, not a curated record. The transcript is spliced from 4 exons. Bases 139 to 615 code for a protein of 158 amino acids.